AUGCCUCACAACAUUCGACGCGUGGCCGUCAUAGGAGCCGGACCAGCCGGCGCAAUCGCCACAGACGCUCUCGCUAAAGAAGGCGCUUUUGACACGAUCAGAGUCUUUGAUCGCAGAGUUAUAGUCGGAGGAACAUGGGUCUACACACCACAUCUACCACCCAAAGUCCCCUCGCUAGAAGCGCUGGUCAAUGGUACUGCGGAUGAGCCUGUUCCUAUACCAGAGUAUUUACCAGCUGUGACACCAAUUGAUGAGAAGAUCAAUAGCCAUCAGCAGAGAUACUCUGAUUCGCCACUUCAUGAGAAUCUGCACAGUAACAUUGCGCCUGAGAUUAUGAGCUUUACUGAGGAGCCAUUGCCAAACAGACUAUCGCCACAAACUUUGAAAGAGUAUGGUCCGGGUGCGCCUUAUCGGCAUCACACAGUUGUCCGACAAUGGAUCGAAGACAUUUUUAUCCGUGGCGGACAUGAUAGAUUGCUUGAGUUGAGAACUUCAGUCGAGCUCGUUGUCAAGGUGAAGGACGAGUGGGAGGUUACUUUGCGAAAGGUCGUCAAUGGUAGUAAUUACUGGUGGAAAGAGACUUUUGAUGCUGUGGUCGUUGCAUCGGGCCAUUACAACGUGCCUUGGUUUCCACUGGUUGAGGGCUUCUUGGAGUAUGAUCAGCGAUUCCCUGGUGCCAUCGUACACAGUAAGCAUUUCAGAGCAGGUCGGAAUUACAAGGGAAAGCAGCGCGUUAUCGUGGUAGGGGCCUCAGUCUCCUCUGUCGAAAUAAUGUACGAAGUUCUAGACCAUGUCGGUGGUCCAGUAUACGCUUCUGUGCGAGACGAACCUAUCGAGUUUUACGGAUGGGUUCCCUUGGAACAUCCCAAGAUAUCUGUCAAACCAGCCAUCGAGCGCCUAGACCCCAGAACUGGACGUGUCUUCUUCACUGAUGGGUCUUACCUCGACGAUAUAGACCACAUCAUCUACGGAACUGGUUACACGUUCAGUUUUCCUUUCCUCCCUGCUGUCCAAGAGCGUGUCAAGAACUCUUACCGUCGAUUGCCGGGAGUUUAUCAACAUACUUGGGAUAUCGAGGAUCCAACGCUGACAUUUAUCGGAAUGAUCGGAAGUUUCACAUUCAAGGCCUAUGAAUGGCAAGCCGUAGCAGUAGCUCGCUUCCUAGCAGGCCGCUCCAAACCCCUCCCAGGCAUCGAGGAGCAAUAUGAAUGGGAGCGCAAACGCGUUGAAGAAAGAAAAGGAGGAAAGGAGUACUACACCAUCGGUCCCGACUAUGAAGCAUUCUUCGAAUGGUUCAGGGAAAUGGCCCAAGAGCCUGUCAAGGGUACGACAGGACGUAUCUUACCACCAUUUAAUCCCCGAUGGCUGGUGAUCUGGAGUAACAUGUUUCUUCCCAAGUUGGAUCGUUGGAGAUGGAAGAGGCAGGAAGCUGAGUGGAAGCAAGAGUUCAAGGCCAAGCUUUCGAGGAUAUAA
This is a messenger RNA of Fusarium coffeatum, 1473 nucleotides long. RefSeq lists its product as uncharacterized. Gene Ontology annotation, molecular function: N,N-dimethylaniline monooxygenase activity; flavin adenine dinucleotide binding; NADP binding. NCBI's taxonomy places the organism in Eukaryota, Fungi, Ascomycota, Sordariomycetes, Hypocreales, Nectriaceae. The transcript has 4 exons. The record is from RefSeq and is a predicted model, not a curated record. The coding region runs from base 1 to 1473 and encodes 490 amino acids.